AUGGUGUGUUGGGUGUUCGGCGGAGGGACCCAGCUGACCGUCCUGGGUCAGCCCAAGUCUGCGCCCGCGGUCACUCUGUUCCCGCCCUCCUCUGAGGAGCUCAGCGCCAAAAAGGCCACACUGGUGUGUCUCAUCAAUGACUUCUACCCCGGCACUGUGACGGUGGCCUGGAAGGCGGACGGCAGCCCCGUCACCCAGGGCGUGGAGACCACCAAGCCCUCGAAACAGAGCAACAACAAGUACGCGGCCAGCAGCUACCUGAGCCUGACGCCUGAAAGCUGGAAAUCUAGGAGCAGCUACAGCUGCCAGGUCACGCACGAGGGGAGCACCGUGGAGAAGACUCUGAGCCCCUCACAGUGUUCUUAGGACCCUCCGCCCCCACCACAGAGGGGCUGGAGCAGAAGGACACCCGGGAGGAUCCCCCUCUCAACCCCCAGUCAGCCUCGUCCCUGCACCCCAUCAGCUCUCAAUAAAAUGU
Messenger RNA from Pteropus alecto (black flying fox), 478 nucleotides. RefSeq names its product immunoglobulin lambda constant 3. Gene Ontology annotation, molecular function: MHC class II protein complex binding. Gene Ontology annotation, biological process: immunoglobulin production involved in immunoglobulin-mediated immune response; antigen processing and presentation of exogenous peptide antigen via MHC class II; peptide antigen assembly with MHC class II protein complex. Lineage: Eukaryota; Metazoa; Chordata; Mammalia; Chiroptera; Pteropodidae. The transcript is spliced from 4 exons. The record is from RefSeq and is a predicted model, not a curated record. Gene Ontology annotation, cellular component: MHC class II protein complex. The coding region runs from base 1 to 366 and encodes 121 amino acids.